AUGCACAAAGUAGAGGCUGAUGUCCUUAAGGAUGAAGCAAAUUCAAGCUACAAGUCAGUGUUUAUUCCUGUUUUUAAACAGGUGAUCAUAAAUGGAAAACCAGUCCAAAUCAAUGGAGCAAUUAAAAGCCUCGACCCACCCUGUAAAGGGGAGGCGUCAUCUCAUGGUGAACAUCCAUACACGUGCACUAAUUGUUUCCGUCAACUGAGAGACCUGAAAAACACUUUGCAGCAUCGGAGGUCUGGCAGUUUAGAUGACAAAGCCAACAGACUGGGAUUGAAAGGUUUCAACAAAAGGUACGCAAGGGAGGAGAGAUGAUGAAUACUCUUGAGAAAGAAACUCAACGAAGGAAAUUGGCAGAGACAGAAGUUAAGGAGCUGGUAAGGAAAACACUAAGCCCUAGAGACUGGGAAGAAUGUCUACAUCAAGCAUGCCUUAAUAGGGAAGACCAAAUGCUGGUAAUUAAUCUGGUUCGUUUGAUGAAGAGUGGAAUCUCUGCAAAAAAAAAUCCUAUGCAGAUUCUCAUUUUAAAGAAUUUAGUGUCAAAGCUUCAAAAAGGAAACAAUCAUCGUUAUGUUGACCUCGUGAAAGACGUAAGCGGGCUAUUUAAAAAUGAGCUUGGUCCGACUAAUUAUGCCCUUUUAGCAGAUAUCGUUGGAUUGGCUAAAGAAACGACAGCGUCAAAGCACUCUUCGUCUCAAUUGAGGUUGGAGCCUGGCUUAAACAUGGAUGCAAUAGAUCUGGCUGCAAACAAAUUCAAAGGUUUACCCGUGAACGAAGCAAGCGAUGGUGCCCGUUGUCUGAGGUACCUUCACCCACGAAAAGAUAAAAACGGCAACGUUGUUUUAAUUGGGUCGACCUGGAGUCCUUCUGUGGACAGCUGGAAAGAGGAAGAAAUCGUUAUACCAAGAAAGGAUGCCACUAAGGGCGACUUAGACGACGUUGGAGCGUUGAAAAGGUUAGUAGAUGGUCUCAUUAAAGGAAAUCGGCUAGCCAAGACUGUAUCCAUUCACAAUUUGACGUGUUUGGCAGCACUCGACAAACCUACAGUUAUUAAUUGCAUGUGGCCAAUUCAAGACAAAGGUUACAAGGCAGUCCAUCUCUUAAAGUACUGGGAAGCAAUGAGGAAAGCUUGUUACUUCGACGAAUUUGGAGAUGUUAGAAAGAGUCCUUUAAAUUUGGUUGGUUAUUCAACCGACUCAGCCGGGUUUUCAUUGUCAGCUGCAAUCCAUCUGAUGAGUCCUUCACACGAGGAAAUAAAUGAAGGAGUUACUUACCUUGGUCUAGGGCUUGACGACGAGUGCUAUUUGGCCCCUUAUUACUGGUAUCUUCCAUCAAUUGCCUACCUAGACUAUGAUCACGAGCAGAGACUAUUUCUGAAGAAUUUGAAAUACCAAACUCGAGAUUUGACUUUCUGGGAUGACAAUGGAAACACAACAAAGCCUGCAACUAUCGAACACCUUAAAAAUCUAAAGCACCGUUGCCAAGAGUUGGGGCUAGAUUGCGGAUUCAGUAGUGCGGAUUUGCUCCUCAUUUAUUUUUGUGACCAAAACUCAGAUGCAUGUGAAAGACUAUUUACUCCACGGAUUGCAGAUCUUCUGGAAAAAUACGUUCCUGGAUCACAAGGUACCGUUUUGUACAUAAGGGCGGUGUACUCUCUUUUACAGCCAUUCCGAGUUCCAGACUUUGGCUCACCAGAGGACGUUCAAGAAUCAAUUUCGUGUGGCAUCUACAUUUUCCGCUUGUGGAGGAGGGCGUUGGAACUCAAGAAACUGCGUCUUCAUUCUCAGCCGGGGGCAAAAAAUGAUCCCUCAAAGCGUGGCCACUUUAUUACAUAUGGUUGCUAUGCUACAGCAGAAGUUAUCUUUUCAGCAGGUACCAUCCAUCAAUUGGCCAUGUUUUUACAUUUUAAAGGCCUAGGUCCACGCUGGGCAUGUCCAUACAACUCCGGUACCAAAAGCACAGAACGAAUUAUCGCAGAAUUGCAAGGCAAGACAAAUGAAUUACAAUCCCUGGACUCUCAACCAACAUUUGGGGACAUGCUCGAUAGAAGCACGAAAGUACAGUUCAAUAUCAAUGCGAAACACCGCCUCUCCACAGCUGGUGCAAAGGUAUCCUCUUCCCACAAACGAAAACGGCUUGCGUUCGCCUUCAGAUCCAGCAAAGGACAAAGAGAGCUACGAAUACCCUGA
Porites lobata is the source of this 2192-nucleotide messenger RNA. The record is from the annotation of a GenBank genome assembly. Lineage: Eukaryota; Metazoa; Cnidaria; Anthozoa; Scleractinia; Poritidae.